Microthlaspi erraticum is the source of this 951-nucleotide messenger RNA. The record is from the annotation of a GenBank genome assembly. Lineage: Eukaryota; Viridiplantae; Streptophyta; Magnoliopsida; Brassicales; Brassicaceae.
AUGGGUUUUGGUCGAGCAUUAAUAUGUUCCUUGAUGGUAAUCUUCAGCUAUCGUCAAGUAUUGGUCAAUGGUCAGGAUUUGACCGAUGGGUUUUACUCGGUGGCAUGCCCUCUCGCGGAGUCGAUCGUCCGAGCAACCGUGGCGGCUGCUUUCUUUGUACAACCGAACAUAGCACCGGGGUUGCUAAAAUUGCACUAUAGUGAUUGUUUCGUCGAAGGUUGUGAUGGCUCAGUGCUAAUCUCGGGACCUAACACCGAGAAAACCGCAGCUGCAAACCUCAACCUUGGUGGCUUUGAAGUCAUUGAAGACAUCAAGAGACAGAUUGAGCUCGUGUGCCCUGGUGUUGUCUCAUGUGCCGAUAUUUUAGCUUCAGCCGCUCGUGAUUCCGUUGUUCUCACGAACGGAUCAAGUUGGGACGUAAAAUCAGGACGUAAAGAUGGACGAGUUUCGUUGGCAGCCAACGUUGAUCUUCCGUUUGAAAAUGUCUCCAUCACCUCUCUCCUCAAGUUUUUUGCUGCUCACGGACUUAACACCGAAGAUUUCGUUGCUCUCCUUGGAAGGCACACUAUUGGAACUGCGGCGUGUAAGUUCGUAACUGACACAAUAUCCAUCGACUUGACCAUCGACCCUCUGUUCUUAACGACGCUGCAGACGUCAUGUCCCAUAGAGGAGGACGACGGUUCGAGCCCCGUGACUCUAGACAUGGGGAGCGAACUCGUCUUCGACUCCUCCAUUCUCACUAGCACCCUCAGCGAAAAUGCAGCCCUCAUGACAAACAACAACAAGAACCUUUUUGCCAUUUUGGACGACAUUUUAAAGACGGUGACAAACCUCGCACAGAAACAGAGGUUAAAGAAAGCAUUAGCGACGGUGUCGUUCAACAUGAGUGUAAUCGGUGUGAAAACGGGUGUAUAUGGAGAAAUUCGCAAAAGCUGCUCCAAGGCUAAUUAA